This is a messenger RNA of Lactuca saligna, 4201 nucleotides long. Lineage: Eukaryota; Viridiplantae; Streptophyta; Magnoliopsida; Asterales; Asteraceae. The record is from the annotation of a GenBank genome assembly.
GGCAAUGAUACAAGAAUCACUGUCAAGGGUGUACCAGUGUUAAAAUUAAAACUUCAGGGGGUAAUUCUGGAAUACGGAGUAAUUUACAAAACCCUGCCUGCCCCCUUUUAUCUUCUUCUCCGCCCUCUCCACACUAUCUCUUCCCUAUCCUUUUUCCCACCAUCUUCACUCACCUCCUCCCGUCGCCUCAACCCGCCGGAGCUUCACCGAAGGGGGGAAAAGGUAGUCUGAAAUCCACAACAUGAACCCUUCAACUCUUCUAACACAACAAUCAUCUUCUCCUCACCCCACCAUCUUGUUCACUCCAUUUCUCAAUCCUAGACCUCUAAAAAUCACAACAAAGUUUCUCACCUUCAAUCAUCGUCGGCAUAGAUACAGCUGCCGCGCCCCUUCUGUCCGUUGCUCCGCAUCGUCAUCAUCAGUUGACCAACCACCCACCACCACUCCGGUAAGCGAUGUGUUUGGAGGGAAGAAGGAGCUUUCGGCAUUCCAAUCACUUGUGGAUUCUAUGUCGCCGGCUGUUAGGUUAGCUAGCUCAGUCGUUGUAGUUGCAGGCGCCGUUGCUGCUGGGUAUGGACUUGGGUUACGUAUUGGUGGGACCCGGAAUGCUAGUUUGGGUGGGGCUGUUGUUUUGGGAGCUGUCGGCGCCGGUGCCGUAUACGCGUUGAAUUCUUCGGUGCCGGAGAUUGCUGCCUUGAGUUUGCACAAUUACGUGGCUGGUUCAGAUCCUGGUGCACUGAAGAAAGAAGAUAUUGAAAGCAUUGCUAGCAGAUAUGGUGUUAGCAAACAGAAUGAAGCUUUCAAUGCAGAGCUUUGUGACAUAUAUUGCCGAUAUGUUACUUCUGUACUUCCUUCUGGAGGUGAAGAUCUAAAGGGCAAUGAAGCUGAUAUUAUUAUAAAAUUCAAAAAUUCCUUGGGCAUUGAUGAUCCUGAUGCAGCUAGCAUGCAUAUGGAGAUUGGUAGGCGUAUCUUCAGGCAAAGGUUAGAAACCGGUGAUCGCGAAGCAGAUGCAGAACAGCGUCGAGCAUUUCAGAAGCUGAUUUAUGUUUCAACACUUGUAUUUGGAGAAGCUUCUGGAUUCCUUUUACCUUGGAAACGUGUGUUCAAAGUUACUGAAUCACAGGUUGAGGUUGCUAUACGUGACAAUGCACAACGGUUAUAUGCUUCCAAGCUAAAGUUAAUUACUCAAGAUGUUAAUCCGGAAGAUCUUAUUAGUCUGAGAGAUGCACAACUACAGUGUCGGCUUUCAGAUGAGCUUGCUGAAGAUAUGUUUAGGGAGCAUAGUAGAAAGCUUGUUGAAGCAAACAUUACAACAAGUGUGAAUGUACUCAAGUCCAGGACAAGAACAGCAAGGGAUGCCAAGCUCAUUGUUGAUGAACUUGAUAAGAUUUUGGCGUUCAAUAACUCACUUGUCUCGUUAAAGAAUCACCCUGAUGCUAACCGUUUUGCUCGUGGGGUGGGCCCAAUUUCUUUAAUAGGUGGUGAGUAUGAUGGUGAUAGAAAAAUGGAUGACCUAAAACUCCUCUACAGAGCAUACAUUGCUGAUUCUCUAUCAACUGGUCGUAUGGAAAACACCAAGCUUGUUGCAUUGGGGCAAUUGAGGAAUAUAUUUGGUUUGGGUAAAAAGGAAGCAGAAUCAAUUGCAAUAGAUGUUACCUCAAAAGUAUACCGGAAACGCCUUGCGGAAUCUGUAACUGGGGGUGCUUUGGAAGCUUCAGAGAGUAAAGCAGCAUUCCUUCAAAAUCUUUGUGAGGAAUUGCACUUUGAUACUGAAAAAGCCAUUGAGAUCCAUGAACAAAUAUACCGUCAAAAUCUUCAACAAUCUGUGAAGGAUGGAGAGCUUAGUGAUGCUGAGGUAAAAUCACUCGAGAGGUUGCAAGUUAUGCUUUGUAUUCCUAAACAAACAGUUGAAAAAAUCCACGAAGAAAUAUGUGGCACUUUAUUUGAAAAGGUUGUUAAGGAGGCUAUAGCUGCAGGGGUUGACGGGUAUGAUGCUGAUGUGAAACAGGCUGUUAGAAAGGCUGCAUAUGGUUUACAGUUAACCAGGGAUGUGGCCAUGUCUAUUGCUGGCAAAGCAGUUCGGAAAAUUUUCGUAAGUUACAUACAAAGAUCACGAGCAGCAGGUGGUCGAACAGAGGCUGCAAGAGAACUCAAGAAAAUGAUAGCUUUUAACAAUUUGGUUGUAACCGAACUCGUGUCAGAUAUCAAAGGAGAAUCACCCGAAAGCACCACAGAAGGAGAAGAAGAAGAGACAGUUAUGGCAGAAUUUAAACCCGUAGAUGAAACAGAAGAUGAAGAAUGGGAGCCAUUACAGACCCUCCGAAAAGUCAAAUCUAACAAAGUCAACAUGGGAAAAGCAGGUCAAACCGAAAUAACCCUCAAAGACGACCUGCCCGACCGUGACCGAACCGACCUCUACAAGACUUAUUUACUCUAUUGUCUGACCGGAGAAGUGACCCGGGUCCCAUUCGGUGCCCAAAUCACAACAAAAAAAGAUGAUUCCGAAUAUGUUUUUUUGAAACAAUUGGGUGGGAUUCUCGGGCUGACCGAUAAAGAGAUUGUGGAAGUGCAUAGAAGCUUAGCGGAGCAGGCGUUUGGGCAGCAAGCGGAGGUGAUAUUAGCAGACGGGCAGCUGACGAAAGCGCGUGUCGCGCAGCUAAACGAGUUACAGAAACAAGUGGGAUUGCCGAGUGAAUAUGCUCAGAAGAUUAUUAAGAAUAUCACGAGCACGAAAAUGGCGGCUGCACUUGAAACUGCUGUGGGCCAGGGGCGGCUUAGCAUACGGGAGAUACGGGAACUGAAAGGGUCGGGGAUUGAGUUGGAUGUGAUGGUGUCGUUGAAUUUAAGACAGAAUCUUUUCAAGAAGACUGUAGAUGAUAUAUUUUCUUCCGGGACAGGAGAGUUUGAUGAAGUGGAAGUUUACGAGAAGAUUCCGGAAGAUCUUGGAAUUAAUGUUGAGAAAGCCCGUGGUGUUGUUCAUGAACUUGCACGGACCCGGUUGUCGAAUUCUUUGGUCCAGGCGGUUUCGUUGCUUCGACAGAGGAACAGCUCAGGGGUGGUUUCUUCUCUGAAUGACUUGUUAGCAUGUGACAAGGCAGUGCCAGCAUCACCAUUAUCAUGGGAGGUGACUGAAGAGUUGGCGGAUCUGUUUCUGAUAUAUCUCAAGAGUGAUCCAGCACCUGAAAAACUGUCGCGUUUGCAGUAUUUGUUGAACAUUGAUGAUGCAACAGCAGAAGCGUUGCAAGGAAUGAAGGAUCGAGCACCACCAAGUGAAAGUGGCGGAGGAACCAGUGAAGAGGAGCAAAGACGACUUUUUUUUUUUUUGACCCGUACCCGUCCGACCCCCAAAACAUCAAACAAUUAUUCGCGGCUUGGAAAACAAUUUGACCCGUCUGUGGCUCUGUGCAUACUGCGCCGGCAAGCUUUUCAAUCGCUUUUCUUCCUCGAUCGGCUUUUACGACGGCGACUCCUCUUCCUUGACACGGCGGUGAUAUUCUCAACUGCCUAUUAUUGAGCUACUAUGGGGACUGAAGGCCCUAAGGAUUCGUUGGACUGGAAAAGCAUCGGCGAUUCAGGUAAUAAGAAUGAGGCUGAUGCUGGACCUGUUGUGAAAAAACGGAUUCCAAAAAAGAUGCGCCACAUUCCAGACUACUAUUUCCUUCCUCGUAGAUCCAUGUUAGCUAACAUUGCAAUUUAUGGGUCCUGCAUUGUUGGUGGGAUUGGAGCUGGGAUGCUGACUGAAAUCUGGAUUAACAAGAAAGUUAAAGAGGAUGGAAAUGGUGUUUUAUGGGAAUUUGACAAAUAAAUGGCUGCCUGCCUUUGCUUUUGCUGCUUUCUGAGUUCUGAUAGAGAUAAGGAGAAGGUAUAAUGGAUAAAAGAGUACGGAGUUUUAGGUUGCCUGAGACAUUCUUUUAGUUAUUUUGGUUUUUACAUAUUCGUGGUUUUCUCGAUAUUAUUUAUUACCCCUUAUAGUUUUUUAAGGUUUGUUUUGAGUAUUGAAAAGGGAAAAAGAAACCUUAUCUGAAGGAGACCUGGAUAGAUCAACUCAAAAGUUAAUUGGGUUAAGUUGUUUCGGAUGUUUCCUCAGCAGAUUAUGUUCUUAGUUGAUUUUUAAACCUAAAUAAGUGAAUCCAAAACAUUCAUGGUUCACCUUGAUCCACCCCUUUUGGUGGAAGAAAAGUUGCAAAUUUUGCUUCAGACA